CAAAAGUCAAGUCUCGCCCUAUACGUCACGCAUCAAAAUCCGAAUCGAUCCUUUGAAACAUGAAAGCAACGUGUUACCUACACCCUGGGGCCACGCGGCGCCAAACCACCCCACCCCAAAUCCCAUAGCUAUAAAUAUCCAGACCUGGGGUUUCAAUUUUGUAACUGAGCUAGGUCAAAUUCAUCACUUCCUAUUUGCAGAAAAAAAAACAACCAUGGAAGCUGCAAUUUCUCAGUCCAGAAUAACAGCGCAUCAGUUUUGUGGCUUCUCGCCCAAAAUUGGGGCGGUUGGCCCUAGUGUUUUGUCGUUCCCGGUUCGGAUCAAUGAUUCCCUGAAUGGACAAGUUCUGAAAUGCGCGAAGGCGGAUUCAGCUCCUGCGUGGUCGGAAUUGGUGCUGGAGAACGAAGAGGAGGAAUUGAGGAAAUUGAACGGAAAAUGCGGAGGGAUUGGCGGGAUAGUGGAAUUGAUGGAGUGUCUAGAGAGAGAAGCGAUAAUGGGGGAAGAUGAGGGGAGAGAGCCGACUGAUUACAACCGGAGAGCCCUCAUUUUCGACCGGAGUUCUAGAGUGUUCCAGGCGCUCAAACAACACACGACACCACCUCCGCCGCCUCUUGUGUUUGAUUAAACAUGCUCUGUUUCUAGUUAUAGAUGAAAAAUGUAGAACAAGUCGAUUACACUGUGUUGAAUGUAGCUUCAUGAAUUUCAAGUAAUGUUUCGUCUUUUACCCUUUUAAA
Salvia miltiorrhiza (redroot sage) is the source of this 734-nucleotide messenger RNA. RefSeq lists its product as uncharacterized. The record is from RefSeq and is a predicted model, not a curated record. The coding region runs from base 215 to 625 and encodes 136 amino acids. The transcript has a single exon. NCBI's taxonomy places the organism in Eukaryota, Viridiplantae, Streptophyta, Magnoliopsida, Lamiales, Lamiaceae.